Molecule: messenger RNA, 2022 nt
Organism: Ustilaginoidea virens
Lineage: Eukaryota; Fungi; Ascomycota; Sordariomycetes; Hypocreales; Clavicipitaceae
Exons: 1
Coding region: 1-2022 (673 amino acids)
Molecular function (GO): protein binding
Source: RefSeq, a predicted model, not a curated record
AUGAAGACGUCGGGUUUUCUCCUUCUGACCGGCUUGACGGUAGCCCGGUGCGCCGAUACCAGACCUCGCGCCGCCCCCAUCAAGGAGCACUACAAGGAGAAAUCCACCUUCUCCAAGCUCUGGGCUGCGGCUCCCAUCGGCCAGCAAAUCAUUCGCGCGGCAUGGAAGGUGACGUGCGACAGCUACGAGCCCGGCUACGAAUGCCAAAAGGCCAUUGAUGGCAACAACCAAACCAUGUGGCAUACCGCGUUCAACAACGCCAACGUCCCGCACCAGAUCGUCAUCGACAUGGGAGUCGUCAAGAACAUCAAUGGCCUAUCGGCGCUGCCACGACAGGACGGUAACAGGAACGGCUUCAUCGCGCAGCACGAGGUGUCGGUCAGCACGGACAAUGCCAACUGGGAAACCGUGGCGGCGGGGACCUGGUACUCCGGUGAUACCGAGGCCCGGUUCGCAAACUUUGAGACGAGGGCGGCGCGGUACGUGCGGCUCAAGGCCACCAGCGAGGCCAACGGCAACCGGUGGACCAGCCUGUCCGAACUCGACGUGUACGAGUCCAAGACGGGGCCCACGCCGUACAGCGGCAAGGGCAAAUGGGGGCCGACCAUUGACUUCCCCACGGUCCCGGUCGCCGGAACGGUCGACCCCUUUACCGGCCAGGUGCUCAUCUGGGCGUCGUACUCGUAUGACAACCUCAUGGGGUCGACGGGAGACCGCGUCUUCACCUCCAUCUGGGACCCGGCCACCAACAUUGUCACGCCCAAGGUCGUCGACAACACGGACCACGACAUGUUUUGCCCGGGCAUCUCCGUGGACGGAUCGGGCAAGAUGGUGGUGACCGGGGGUAACUCUGCCAAAAAGACGAGCUUGUACGACUACCGGGCCCAGACGUGGAUCCCCGGCCCCGACAUGAACACGCCGCGCGGGUACCAGGCCACGGCCGCCCUGUCCAACGGCAACGUCUUCGUCAUUGGCGGCUGCUGGUCCGGCGGAUGGACGGAGAAGAACGGGGAGCUGUACGACUUCAGGGCCCAGACGUGGACGCGGCUGGACGGCGCGCUCGUCAAGCCCAUCCUCACCAACGACGCCCAGGGCAUCUACCGCGCCGACAACCACGCCAUGCUCUUUGGCUGGAAGCAGGGCAGCGUCUUCCAUGCCGGACCCAGCACCGCCAUGCACUGGUACAACACCACCGGCAGCGGGAGCAUCACCCCGGCCGGGCAGCGCGGGUCGGACAGGGGCGCCGACCCGGACUCCAUGACCGGAAACGCCGUCAUGUUCGACGCCACGCGCGGCAAGCUCCUCGUCUUUGGCGGCUCGCCCUCGUACCAGGACAGCGCCGCGAGCGCCCACGCCCACCUCGUGACCAUCGGAGAGCCCGGCUCCCAGGCCCAGGUGCAGUUUGCCAGCCAAGGCAUGUACAGCGCCCGCGCCUUCCACACCUCGGUCGUCCUGCCCGACGGAACCGUCUUCAUCACCGGCGGCCAGAGCUACGCCAGCCCGUUUUCGGACAAUGAUGCCCAGCUGACUCCGGAGCUGUACGACCCGGUGACGGACCACUUUUACCAGCAGCAGCCCAACUCCAUCAUCCGCGUCUACCACAGCAUCUCCCUCCUGCUGCCCGACGGCCGCGUCUUCAACGCCGGCGGAGGCCUCUGCGGCGACUGCCACACCAACCAUUUCGACGCCCAGAUCUACACGCCCCAGUACCUGCUUACCAGCACCGGCGAGCCCGCCACCCGCCCCGUCAUCCGGUCCGUCGCCCAGAACGGCCGCCGAAUCACCAUUGCCACCGACUCUGCCGUCACGGCCGCGUCCCUCAUCCGCUACAGCACCAACACGCACACCGUCAACACGGAUCAGAGACGCAUCCCUCUCACCCUGAAGCGGGCGGGCGCCAACAAGUACACUGCGGACGCUCCUAACGACUCGGGAAUCCUCCUCCCGGGCCACUACAUGCUGUUUGUGCUCAACUCGAACGGUGUUCCUAGCGUUGCCAAAACCGUUAGCUUCUUGCUGUAA